Molecule: messenger RNA, 4946 nt
Organism: Myotis lucifugus (little brown bat)
Lineage: Eukaryota; Metazoa; Chordata; Mammalia; Chiroptera; Vespertilionidae
Gene: ATP10B
Product: ATPase phospholipid transporting 10B (putative)
Exons: 21
Coding region: 281-4591 (1436 amino acids)
Biological process (GO): phospholipid translocation
Cellular component (GO): plasma membrane
Molecular function (GO): magnesium ion binding; ATPase-coupled intramembrane lipid carrier activity; ATP binding
Source: RefSeq, a predicted model, not a curated record
UCCAACAGGUGGAGUCUCAACAAGUAGGAGGAAGUGGCCUGGCAGGUGGACACCUGCUCUUAGCAAGCUCUUUCCUUGUCAGAUUUCUCCCCGGGUGUUUGUGGACCAGCUUUUUAUUUUCAAUAUGCCUUGUAAAAGAAGAGAGAAAUUUUCAGCAGAGAAGGGAGGUAAACGAUGUCAGGGACAUGACUGGCUGGUUGCUGAACCAUGAAACUGACCAGGGGGAAACCUCCUUCCUGUGGAAUUCACAUGAGAAUCAAAGAGACGGGAUUGAGCAGAGAUGAAAAAGGAAGGGAAGGCACGGCGGAAAAAGAAAGAAGACAAGAAACGAGUGGUGGUCUCCAACCUGCCCUUCGAAGGAUGUGCCCACAAAGAGAACCCCAACAGACAUUACCGCGGGAAUCAAAUUAAGACCAGCAAGUACACUGUGCUGUCCUUCGUACCCAAGAACGUCUUUGAGCAGCUACACCGGUUUGCCAAUAUCUAUUUCGUGGGCAUUGCUGUUCUGAAUUUUGUCCCCGUGGUCAAUGCUUUCCAGCCUGAGGUGAACCUGAUACCCAUCUGUAUCAUCCUGGGGGUCACUGCCAUCAAGGAUGCUUGGGAAGACUUCCGGAGGUACCAAUCCGACAAAGUGAUCAACAACCGAGAAUGCCUCGUCUACAGCAGAAAGGAGCAGAGCUACGUGCAGAAGCGCUGGAGGGAUGUGCGUGUGGGAGACUUCAUCCAGAUGCGAUGCAAUGAGAUCAUCCCGGCCGACAUUCUCCUCCUCUUUUCCUCGGACCCCAGUGGGAUCUGCCACCUGGAAACGGCCAACUUGGACGGAGAGACAAACCUCAAGCAAAGGCGUGUGGUGAAGGGCUUCUCUCAGCAGGAGGCCCAGUUCAAACCAGAACACUUCCACAACACCAUCGUGUGUGAGAAACCCAACAACCGCCUCAACAAAUUUAAGGGUUACAUGGAGCAUCCUGACCAGACCAGGACCGGCUUUGGCAGUGAGAGUCUUUUGCUCCGAGGCUGCACCAUCAGAAACACCGAGGUGGCUGUUGGCAUUGUCAUCUAUGCAGGCCACGAGACGAAAGCCAUGCUGAACAACAGCGGCCCGCGGUACAAACGCAGCAAGAUCGAGCGCCGCAUGAACACGGACAUCUUCUUCUGCAUCGGGCUCCUCUUCCUCAUGUGCCUCAUCGGAGCUGUAGGUCACAGCCUCUGGAACGGGACGUUUAGGGAACACCCUCCCUUCGAUGUGCCAGAUGCCAAGGGCAGCUUCCCUCCCCUUGCCCUUGGGGGCUUCUACAUGUUCCUCACAAUGAUCAUCCUGCUCCAGGUGUUGAUCCCCAUCUCUCUGUACGUGUCCAUUGAGCUGGUGAAGCUCGGGCAAGUCUUCUUUCUGCACAACGACCUCGACCUGUACGAUGAGGAGACCGAUCUGUCCAUCCAGUGUCGAGCCCUCAACAUCACGGAGGACCUGGGCCAGAUCCAGUACAUCUUCUCUGACAAGACGGGGACGCUGACCGAGAACAAGAUGGUGUUUCGGCGCUGCACCAUCGUGGGCAGCGAGUACUCACACCAAGAAAACGCCAAGCGACUGGAGGUCCCAAAGGAGCUGGACUCAGACAGUGAAGAGUGGACCCAAUACCAGUGCCUGUCCUUUCCAGCCAGAUGGGCCCAGGGCUCAGCAGCAGUGAGGAGCCCAGGAGGCAUCCAGCCUCUGAGGAGAUGCCAGAGUGCCCGGGUACCCAUCCAGGGCCACUCCCGACAGAGGUCCGUGGGGCGCUGGGAAAACGCACAGUCUUCUGUGGCCUUCAGCAGCUCCAUCGAAAAAGACGUGACUCCAGAUAAAAACCUACUGACCAAGGUACAAGAUGCUGCCCUGUGGCUGGAGAACUUGCCAGACUCCAGACCUGCCAAGGCUUCCCUCUCCACCACCUCCUCCAUCGCUGACUUCUUCCUCGCCCUCACCAUCUGCAACUCCGUCAUGGUCUCCACAACCACUGAGCCCAGGCAGAGGGUCACCAUGCCACCUUCGACCAAGGCUCUGGGGACCUCCCUGGAGAAGAUCCACCAGCUCUUCCAGAAGUUGAAGUUUUCGAGCCUCAGCCAAUCAUUCUCCUCCACCGCGCCCUCCGACACCGACCUGGGGGACAGUUUGGGGACCACCAUGCCCACCACGGACUCGGAAGACAGAGACGACGCGUCUGUGUGCAGUGGAGGCUACUCGACUGAUACUGACGGCGGCUACAGGAGCAGCACAUGGGACCAAGGUGAGGCCCUGGCGUCUGGGUCGGGCACUUCCUUGGAGGAGGUGCUGGAGGACCCGGCCCUCGGCCCGGCCAGCCCCGAGCUCUGCUACGAGGCCGAGAGCCCCGACGAGGCUGCCCUGGUGCACGCCGCCCAUGCCUACAGCUUCACACUGGUGUCCCGGACGCCGGAGCAGGUGACCGUGCGCUUGCCCCAGGGCACCUGCCUCACCUUCGAUGUCCUCUGCACCCUGGGCUUUGACUCUGUCAGGAAGAGGAUGUCCGUCAUUGUGAGGCACCCGCUGACGGGCGAGAUCAUCCUCUAUACCAAGGGCGCCGACUCGGUUAUCAUGGACCUGCUGGAAGACCCGGCCCGCGUGACUGACACUGAUGUGGAAAAGAAGCUGAGGAAAAUCCGAGCCCGGACACAGAAGCAUCUAGACUUGUAUGCAAGAGAUGGUCUUCGAACGCUGUGCAUUGCCAAGAAGGUCCUAAGUGAAGAGGACUUCCGGCGAUGGGCCAGUUUCCGGCAUGAGGCCGAGGCAUCCCUCGACAACCGAGAUGAGCUUCUGAUGGAGACCGCCCAGCAUCUGGAGAAUCAACUCACCUUACUGGGAGCCACUGGGAUCGAAGACCGGCUGCAGGAAGGAGUUCCAGACACAAUCGCAGCUCUGCGGGAAGCUGGGAUCCAGCUCUGGGUCUUGACUGGAGAUAAGCAGGAGACAGCGGUCAACAUCGCCUACUCCUGCAAACUGUUGGAUCAGACCGACACUGUUUACUCCAUUAAUACAGAAAGUCAGGAAACUUGUGAAUCCAUCCUCAACUGUGCCCUGGAAGAAGUGAAGCAAUUUCAUGGACCACGGAAGCCAGAGCGCAAGCUCUUUGGGUUGCGCCUACCUUCUGAGACACCUCCCCCCGCCUCAGGAGCCGCAGUGCCAGAAGUUGGAUUGGUCAUCGAUGGGAAGACACUGAAUGCCAUUUUCCAGGGAAAGCUGGAGAACAAAUUUCUGGAGUUGACCCAGUACUGCCGGUCUGUCCUGUGCUGCCGCUCCACGCCGCUGCAGAAGAGCAUGAUCGUCAAGCUGGUGCGAGACAAGUUGAGCGGCAUGACCCUUUCCAUAGGUGACGGAGCAAAUGACGUAAGCAUGAUUCAAGCUGCUGACAUUGGGAUUGGAAUAUCUGGACAGGAAGGAAUGCAGGCCGUCAUGUCCAGUGACUUCGCCAUCUCCCGCUUCAGACACCUCAAGAAGCUGCUGCUGGUGCAUGGCCACUGGUGCUACUCCCGGCUGGCCAGGAUGGUGGUGUACUACUUCUACAAGAACGUGUGCUACGUCAACCUGCUCUUCUGGUACCAGUUCUUCUGCGGUUUCUCGGGCUCCACCAUGAUCGACUACUGGCAGAUGAUCUUCUUCAAUCUCUUCUUCACCUCACUGCCUCCUCUGGUCUUCGGGAUCCUCGAUAAAGACAUCUCUGCGGAGACACUCCUGGCGCUGCCCGAGCUGUACAGGAGCGGCCAGGACUCCGAGUGCUAUAACCUGAUGACGUUCUGGGUUUCCAUGAUGGAUGCUUUCUACCAGAGCCUCAUCUGUUUCUUUAUUCCUUACCUGACCUACAAGGACUCUGACAUCGAUGUCUUCACCUUUGGGACACCCAUCAACACCAUCUCCCUCGCCACAAUCCUCUUGCACCAGGCAAUGGAAAUGAAGACCUGGACCAUCAUCCACGGGCUGGUUCUCGUAGGCAGCUUCCUGAUGUACUUUGUGGUAUCCCUAGUGUACAACGCCACCUGCGUCACCUGCAACAGUCCCACCAACCCCUAUGGGGUGAUGGAAGUCCAGCUCUCAGACCCCACUUUCUACCUCGUCUGCUUCCUCACACCAGUCGUGGCUCUUCUCCCAAGGUACUUUUUCUUAUCUCUGCAAGGGACAUAUGGGGAGUCCCUGAUCACAAAAGCUCAGAAAAUUGACAAACUCCCCAAGGACAAAAGAGACCUGAAAAUCCAGAGUUGGAGAAGCAGACAAAUGCCGGUCCCUGGAGACGCUCAGCACACCCACCGUCCAGUGCCACCUGUCCCUGAACAGGACUUCAGAGCCAGCACCCCAAAGAGCUCCAGCCCUCCCAAGCAGAAGUAUACAGAGAACUGGGGUGUGCACGGAGAGAGAAGCAGCAGAGACCACAGGAGGGACAACCCAAGCUCAGCAGACACCUCAGCUAAACUCUCAUCCAAAGAUCACCUUCUUCUGGGGCCCAAUAGCAGGAUGGCGUCCGGGGCCUACCCCAGCGGGCAGACUGAUAAAUACCAGCGCUCGAGCAGGGGCAGCCAUCGCCGAUCCCAGAGUUCACUGACCAUCUGAGGGGCCUGCAGAAAUCUGUACAAACUUAUGGGAGGCCGCCCAAUCGCUGGCCUAAUUAACCCGACUCUUCCUCUCCAUGGAGGAAAGAAUGAGCCAGUCUUACUCUUUUCUCCCUGCCAGGCUUGACUUCAUUAGAGGAAGUACUGGCCCUAAGGGGGUCAAGCAAAAAAGGCUGGAAACCACUCAACCUCCAGUUUUCUCCUGCUGCCAGGCAGCACAUCUUGCAAACAGAGUUUCAUAAAGAGGCUAUGUUUCUAUGGCAUCGAGUCCUCAGAGACAUUCUUCUGAUCCUCUAGAUAAGUACAGCCUACAACCCAAUACAUACGUUUCCAAGAUUCCAAGAAAUGUAUAAACC